ACAGUGUACUACCAUAACCUCAAAAAACGUGUUUAUUUUUCUUGGUGAAAUUUUUUCCUCUGCGUUUUUUGUGUGAAAACUGUGAAAAUCAUGGGUAAAAGGGACAAAAGGAAGAAGAACAAUACUAAUCCCUUUGCUCAGAGGAAAAGGGAUAAGAGGAAUAAUGAGGAAAAUGGCCAGAAAAGGGAUCGUCGAUCAGAGCCGUAUGUGGAAAUUGUUCGGGAGAAUGAAUCCUUCUUCAAGUACUACAAACAGCAGGGGAUAGUCCCUGAAUCCGACUGGGAGACCUUUGUGAAGUCCCUACAGUCGAACCUGCCGACAGCUUUCCGGGUGACCGGCUGCCGGGGAGAAUCUGAGCGGUUGCUGGACAUCAUCAAGAGUGAGUACUUUGAGGAAUACUUUAAGCAUGCAUCUGGGGAGGGGGAGAAGAUUGAGAAGCCAUUUGCACUGCCAUGGUAUCCAGGGGAAUUGGCCUGGCAGCUGCAGCUCUCCCGGAAAGAUAUCCGGAGAUCUGAGGUAUUCUAUCGGCUGCACAAUUUUCUGAUUGCCGAAACGAAUGCUGGAAGUAUCAGUCGGCAGGAGACUGUGUCGAUGAUUCCGCCAAUUGUGUUGGAUGUCAAGCCGCAUCACAGGGUGCUCGAUAUGUGCGCAGCUCCUGGCUCAAAGACAGCCCAGCUCAUUGAGGCUCUGCAUGCGGAAAUGGAGGAGAAGAAGGAGCUUCCGACUGGCCUGGUGAUUGCCAAUGACAUUGACAAUAGUCGAUGCUAUAUGUUGGUCCAUCAGGCCAAACGGCUCAAUUCCCCAUGCUUCAUGGUCACAAAUGAGGACAGUGAGAGAUUUCCUGACCUCCAGAUGACAAAUAAAGCAUCUGGGAAGUCUGAGAAUAUGCAAUUUGAUCGGAUUCUCUGCGAUGUUCCCUGCAGCGGGGAUGCCACUUUGCGAAAAAAUCCAGAUAUCUGGACAAAGUGGAAUCCUGCUCAUGGGACAAAUCUCAAUGGGGUUCAAUUCCGGAUAGCCCGAAGGGGAGCUGAACUCCUGACAGUCGGCGGUAGGCUGGUUUAUUCCACUUGCUCUUUCAAUCCUGUUGAGAAUGAAUCUGUAAUCUGUCGCCUUCUCCGGGAAUCCGAGGGAGCUCUUGAGCUCAUUGAUGCCUCGGAUCUCGUGCCAGGGCUCAAAUUCUCUCCCGGAAUGACAAAAUGGGAGCUCUCCAGUAAGGACAUGGAGUUCUACAGUGAUUUUUCUCAAGUCCCUGAGAAAUAUCACACAAUAAUCCGACCCCAAAUGUUCCCUCCGGAAAAUGUACAUAACCUCAAUCUCGAACGCUGCAUGAGGAUUCUGCCUCAUCAGCAAGAUACAGGAGGCUUCUUCGUGGCGGUCUUGGUGAAAACCAAGCCGAUGCCUUGGGAGAAAAGCCAGGAAGAGGAAAAACUGGUUCCUCAGAGGAAAAAACGUCGCUUGGGAGGGUACAAGGAAGAGCCCUUUGUCUUCUUCCUGGGCGACGAAGACAUCUUCCAGUCCAUCAAGGACUUCUACACUCUCCGCUCAGACUUUGACCCAUGUUGUCUCCUCACGAGAUGCCACACCGGCAAAAAGAAAAACAUCUACUUCAGCUCGGAUGCAAUCCGGGAUAUUGUUCAGCUCAGUGGAGAUCGGGUCAAGAUUAUCAAUACGGGAGUUAAAGUUUUUGUCCGAUGUGACAACAAGAAUAUGUCCUGCGCCUUCCGCCUGGCUCAGGAGGGUCUCCCGAGUGUCAAUGAGUUUGUGGGAAAGGACAGAAGAAUCCUCCUCGAGAGAGACGAUCUUGUCACUCUCCUGCAGAAUACUGAUCCCACAAAGCCUCCACGAAUUGAAGAACUUUCCCAAAGCACGCAGGACAGGAUCACAGCUGUGACUCCUGGAAGCUGCGUCCUUGAGUAUCGAGAGGAAAAGCUUCAGCUGACUCUGGUGGGAUGGAGAGGAACCACAAGCCUCAGGGCUUAUGUUGAUCAGAGUGAAACUGUUCACAUGUUGAGACUCCUCAGGGCAGAUCUGUCCAAGUACGAGGUCAACAAGUUCCGAAAGGCAGAAGAGGCAGAAAAGACGAAUGCUGCAGAGCAGGAGGGAACGGAGAAGGAAGCAGAAGAGGAGGAAACAGUCAAGGAAGAAAUGGAAGUUGAUCAGGAGGAGAAGAAAACUUGAAGCUUGCAAAAGAAUAAAGAACAUUUUGUGGUGAAUGUAAUUUUUUAUAAGAAUGAUUAAAGGCAAUGAUUCUAGCUGAAUGCUAGAAAACGAAA
Molecule: messenger RNA, 2273 nt
Organism: Phlebotomus papatasi
Lineage: Eukaryota; Metazoa; Arthropoda; Insecta; Diptera; Psychodidae
Gene: Nsun2
Product: tRNA (cytosine(34)-C(5))-methyltransferase
Exons: 2
Coding region: 91-2178 (695 amino acids)
Biological process (GO): tRNA methylation
Cellular component (GO): nucleus; cytoplasm
Molecular function (GO): tRNA binding; tRNA (cytidine-N5)-methyltransferase activity
Source: RefSeq, a predicted model, not a curated record